CACAAGUCCAGUGCCACCCUGCCAGUCUUACGCGUUAAAAAUGAUUGCUGCCAAGAGCCAGGUUGCGCUGGGCCGCCGUGUCCCGGUCCGCGGCCAGCGCACUAUUUGCGCCGCGACUGCCCGUCCUACCUGGCUGCCAGGCCUGAACCCGCCCGCUCACCUGAAGGGAAACCUGGCUGGUGACAGUGGCUUCGACCCGCUUGGCCUGGGCCAGGACGAGGGCCGCCUGAAGUGGUACGCUGAGGCGGAGAAGACCAAUGGCCGCUGGGCGAUGAUGGCCGUGACCGGCAUCCUGGGCCAGGAGCUCCUUGGCGUGACCCCCGCCUGGUACGAGGCUGGCGCUAAGGAGUACGCCAUCCCCAACACUCCCCUGACUGCCAUUGAGUUCAUUGUGAUGGGCUUCCUGGAGAUUAAGCGCUACCAGGGCUUCAAGCAGACCGGCACGUCCGGCUUCAUCAACUCCUUCCCCUUCGACCCCGCUGGCAUGAACUCGCCCGCUAUGGCCACCCGGGAGGUUAAGAACGGCCGCCUCGCCAUGGUUGCCUUCAUUGGCUUCUGCGUGCAGGCCCUGGUGUCCCGCACCCAGCCCAUCGAGGGCCUCACCAAGCACCUGUCCGACCCCUUCGGCAAGAACAUCACCUACUACCUCACCCACCUGCCCGAGGUGCUGGCCGGCACUGCCUAAAGGUCGACCGUACGACAACAUUGUACGACAGCAGCUGUGCUGUACGCGGCCGGAGAGGUUUAUGGCCAUGGCGCACCCCGUGGCGCUUGGGUGAGGGUGCGCGGCUGCCGUGUCCAGGACCCUGCGACAGGACGCUGCUGGGCACGUUUCAUUGCAUACGACUUCAUCGACUGAUCAGCAUGGAGCGUUAUCAGAGGCGUUUUGGCUUGGGUCUGUAGGUUGCGGAGCAGUGUGUUGCAUUGGGAGCAGGAGAGGUCGUGUGGAGGGUUGAGCUUCCCUUCGAUGUGGCAUGCCCACGACGCCGCAUGGGGCUCAACGCACUAGGGGCGUGGUUUUUCCCCGAUACUUACGUCCCUGUGCAGAGGAGUGUGCUAUGUUGCAUGCAUGCAUGCCCACACGCUGAGAGCAUGUAACAGUGCUUUAGACCGAGAAGAAAAUUAUAAUCAAGCUUUUCAUUAUGCAGAAUUAGCGCCGCAGGCUGGGGCAGACCUACGUGGCUGUAACAAACCAAGCGGAGCUAUUGUCAAUCGUCUGUAC
Molecule: messenger RNA, 1222 nt
Organism: Astrephomene gubernaculifera
Lineage: Eukaryota; Viridiplantae; Chlorophyta; Chlorophyceae; Chlamydomonadales; Astrephomenaceae
Source: the annotation of a GenBank genome assembly